Molecule: messenger RNA, 2261 nt
Organism: Rubroshorea leprosula
Lineage: Eukaryota; Viridiplantae; Streptophyta; Magnoliopsida; Malvales; Dipterocarpaceae
Source: the annotation of a GenBank genome assembly
CCAUCAUCCGACAAAAUACACUUUUCCAGCUUCGCUAAUCACCGCCAUUCCGCCAUACCCCGCCUUCCACAGAGACGACUACUGCAUUACAAAAUCUAUAUAAAUUUCUUAGAUAUUAAUUGUUGUAUCUUUUAGAGACAUGGGUAAUGCAGAUUAUGAGUGUCACAAGGUGGCAGUCCCGUCGCCAAAACCAUUUCUGCAAUCGCUGAAAUCCGGUGUGAAGGAGACGUUCUUCCCCGACGAUCCUUUUCGUCAGUUUAAGAACCAGCCUCCGUUGAAGAAGGUCCUAUUGGGGAUUCAGUACCUUGUUCCCAUCCUCGAGUGGGCUCCACGCUACACUCUCCAGUUCUUCAAAGCCGAUCUCAUCGCCGGUAUCACCAUUGCCAGUCUCGCCGUCCCUCAAGGCAUAAGCUACGCCAGUUUGGCAAAUUUGCCACCAACCAUCGGACUUUAUUCAAGCUUUGUUCCACCGCUUUUAUAUGCCAUGUUGGGGAGCUCGAGAGAUUUGGCAGUGGGUACUCUUGCGGUGGUGUCUCUUCUAAUGGCCUCGAUGUUGAGCAAAGCGGUAAAUCCUACUGAAAACCCCAAGGCCUAUCUUCAGUUAGCUCUUACUGCCACUUUCUUUGCUGGAGUUUUCCAAGCUUCCUUAGGCAUCUUCAGACUUGGGUUUAUCGUGGACUUUCUGUCACAUGCAACCAUAGUGGGUUUCAUGGGUGGAGCAGCCACAAUUGUUUGCCUGCAGCAGCUAAAAGGGAUCCUUGGUUUGGUUCAUUUUACUCACGAGACCGAUCUUGUAUCCGUCAUGCGCUCCGUUUUAAGCCAAACACACAAGUGGAGAUGGGAGAGUGCUGUCCUGGGCUUCUGUUUCCUUUGCUUCCUCUUGCUUACAAGAUACUUUAGCAAAAAAAAGGCGGCCUUAUUUUGGAUAAAUGCGAUGGCCCCGUUGACAUCGGUCAUUCUGGGCAGCGUUCUUGCAUACUUCACCCAUGCCGAGAAACACGGCGUUCAAGUGAUUGGGCACCUCAAGCAAGGACUGAAUCCACCUUCUGUAUCAGAGUUGGCUUUUGGGUCACCACAUCUGUUGACAGCUAUCAAAACUGGAAUCAUAAUCGGCAUAAUUAGCCUUGCUGAAGGAAUUGCAGUUGGGAGAAGCUUUGCCAUGUUCAAGAACUACCAUAUUGAUGGCAACAAAGAGAUGAUAGCUUUUGGGAUGAUGAACAUCGCCGGCUCUUGUACUUCCUGUUAUUUGACAGGCGGGCCAUUUUCGAGGUCUGCAGUGAAUUUCAAUGCAGGAUGCAAGAGUGCAGUGUCCAACAUUGUCAUGGCAACGGCAGUGAUGUUCACUCUGCUGUUCCUCACACCACUGUUUCAUUACACUCCCCUUGUGGUGCUUUCUUCCAUAAUUAUAGCUGCCAUGCUCGGUUUGAUAGACUACGCAGCUGCUAUUCACCUCUGGAAGCUCGACAAGUUCGACUUCAUAGUUUGCAUGGGUGCUUACCUAGGUGUUGUCCUUGGCAGCAUUGAGAUUGGCUUAAUCAUUGCAGUCACUGUUUCCUCACUUAGGGUUCUUCUGUCUGUGGCUAGACCUAGGACGUUUGCUCUAGGCAUCAUUCCAAACUCUGGAAUCUAUAGAAGUAUCGAUCAAUACCCGAAUGCAAGCAGUGUUCCUGGGGUUCUCAUUCUUCAGAUUGAUGCACCCAUCUACUUUGCCAAUGCAAACUACUUAAGAGAAAGGAUCUCAAGAUGGAUCUAUGAGGAAGAAGACAGGUUGAAAUCUUCAGGAGAAGCAAGCUUACACUACGUCAUAUUAGAUAUGAGUGCUAUUGGUGGCAUUGAUACAAGCGGGCUAAGCAUGCUCGAAGAGGUCAAGAAAACCAUUGAUAGAAAAGGUCUAAAGCUUCUACUGGCAAACCCACGAAGUGAGGUGAUUAAGAAGAUGGACAAAUCCAAGUUCAUUGAGACAAUUGGUCAGGAAUGGAUCUAUCUGACUGUAGGAGAAGCUGUAGCAGCAUGCAACUUUAUGCUACACAUAUGCAAAUCAAAUCCAAAUGCAGUUGAAUAUGGUACACAAGAUAAUGUCUGAUAUAUGGUCUAUCAAAUCAAUGGAGCGACUAAUACAUAAUGAGGAUGACUUUGAGUGCGGUAACUAUCCAUGAUAAUAGAACUUGCUCUGAUAUGAUCAAAGAGGAAGAGUGAAUAUUUUUUGGAUACGUAGAAGUAUGAAUUUCUGUAAUAUUAUAGAAGAAAAUAUGAUAUUGCGU